AUGAAGGAUAGUCUUCCUCUUUGCGAUAUUUUUUAAAAUUAAAAUUAAUAUUAGAGAAUUUGUGGAAAGAUUUUUUGGCCGCAGCAGGAUUUUUGGAAGCACUAAAGCAGGGAUCUGUCAGGUGGUCGUUAAAUGGAAUGAUGUGACGUAAAUCUUGUUGGCACCACUGAUCGAGAAAUAUGCGGCACGAUAACAAAGUAGUCUAAGUUCAAGCACAAAAGAUUUGGCACCAAAUUAAAAUUAAAUUAAGCAUUCGCUGGCAUCAGUCUUCAGAAUGCCGCCGUGACAUACGGACAAAAAAUAACUAAAAUUGUGCUGGGAAAAAUGUGAAAGUUUGAUUUUAACAAUGUGAAAAAAUACGCAAUUUAUUUUAAUAAUAAUAAAAAUGUGAAUAAUGCAGGGGUUCCGACUCUGUGCAGUUACGCCACACAUUUACGUGAGCCGAGUACUUCGCAAAGGUCGUUGUAAUAACUGUAAAAACGCUAAUCUGACAUUUUCAGUUAUGUACGUGUUCUAAUCUUUUUAAUUUGCUUUAUUUGCCCAAUUUUCGUGCACGAUUUUUUAUUUCCAAUGCCAUCGUUAAACGUUUCCAAUUGGCGAAAAACAUCUGGCUCCCAUUAGCUUCACGAAAUUCUCCGUUUUAGCAGAAUGACCGUGAAAAAAGUACAAGACCGGAAACUCACCGGAGACGUACUUUUUCCGGACAUUAACACCGAAUGUUUUCGCAAAUAAUUGGCAAGAAUUUGUUUACUUGACCCGGCUAGUACAAGAGUUGAGUAAUUUUUGGAGUAAAUAAUUGUUUACAUUUGCUAUUAGCAUCGCGAUAUUUGCUCGUUGAUCUCUCGAGUUCUAAUUAGUUGCGUGCUCCGUUAUCGCACAAUGAGAACAAAAUUGAGGGUGAGUGGGUAUUUAGAUGAAUUAUUUAAUUACGGCGAUACCAACCGGCAGUAUGCGAAUUUUCAAAGACUCUGAUUUAUUUUGAAUUAAAAAAAGUGUUUGGAAUUAAUUUCGUCAAGAUGCUCGCGAUGGAUAACGAUUACGACCAUUACGAAUGGCUCAUCCCUAACGAAAUAUUAAUGUCCCAAGAUGGUGGAGUAACGCACUCCUCGCACCGGCCCUCGAGACACCGUUCCCCCACGACCAGCACCAACAGAACGGACAUGGAAGACGGAAGUCACGUCUACUUGGACGAUUCGGGGCCAGCAGAAGCCGAUAAUUCCGAUAUUUGUUACACUUCGUUUUUUUCCAACGGUAGCAGUGAACACGUCAAGCAGGACGAUGAGACCGACAACAUCGAUCCCAAAAUUAGUGCAACACUUGAACAGUUAUCGAAUAAAAUAAUUAGAGUGAGAGAUCUCAUAAAGACGGAACAGAAAAUGAGAGACGACAACGUAAACGAAUAUCUUAAGCUGGCAGCUAACGCCGAUAAACAGCAAGUCCAAAGGAUCAAAGCCGUUUUCGAGAAAAAGAAUCAAAAGAGUGCACAGGUCAUAUCGCAGUUGCAAAAAAAGCUGGACACGUAUCAGAAACGCGUUCAUGAAUUAGAAACACACGGAUUAGUUCAAAGUCAUAGGCCCCCCAGAGAGGUUUUACGUGAUAUGGGACAAGGCUUGAAGAAUGUGGGUGGAAAUAUCCGAGAUGGUAUUACAGGGUUCAGCGGAUCGGUCAUGUCGAAGCCUAGAGAGUUUGCUCACCUAAUUAAAAAUAAAUUCGGAAGUGCGGAUAACAUCAGCCAGCUUUCGAGUGGUGUUUUGGUCCCCUUUUCUUUCCAUAACUUAUAUCUUAGUUCAAGGCCCGGAGCAACCGGAUCUGAAGGUAGCGCAGCCAAUGGUGGUACCGGAAGUGACCAAGGGGAGAAGGUGCACCAUGGGUCGGCUACCUUGCCGGCGACGUUGCACACGGCCACGUCGCAGACCUCGAUGGGUCAAGCCCAUAGGGCGAAGUUUCCCAGUGAUGAGGGCAGCGAGUGUAGCAGCGUUACCAGCGAUAGUAUCGGAAGAUUCGGGAGAGGUCAAGAGACCGGUUCAAAUCAAGACUCACUCAAAGCCCUGUACAAACAACUAACAACAAAACAGGAAGAGAUCGAAGCUUUGAAAGAAAAGCUGGAGCAGAUGAAGUCGCUACCGCAGGAAAUACAGUAUCUGCAUGCCGCACUGCAGGAGGAGAGAUUUCGAACGGAACGAUUAGAGGAGCAAAUUAACGAUUUAACCGAACUGCAUCAGAACGAAGUCGAGAAUUUGAAGCAGGCAAUGGCCGACAUGGAAGAGAAAGUGCAAUAUCAAAGCGAGGAACGUCUCAGGGAUAUCCACGAAAUUUUAGAACACUGUCAGACUAAAAUACAAAAAAUGGAGCAUCAAGCGCUCCAGCAACAGCAGUACGUCACGCUCGAAGGCUUGGAUAAUUCCAACGCCCGAGCUCUAGUUGUCAAAUUAAUAAACAUACUGCUCACUGUUCUCCAGGUUGUCUUACUCCUAGUGGCCACAGGGGCCGGUAUCAUAAUGCCGUUUCUCCGUACAAGGGUGAGAAUUCUUACAACGGUGUUCAUAGUGUUAGCAACAGUUUUUAUCUUAAGACAAUGGCCAGAAGUACAAGACAUUGGUUCUCACGUAAUGAAGCGUCUGAAAGAUAUGUUAGACCCCGUCAAAUAGCAUUUACCUUACCCCUUUAGCGAAUAAACUCUCUAGUUUGCAAAUAUGGCAUUUGAUGAACGUCUAUAUUAGACUCAAUGAGAUUGUCCCGGCAGACCUAACUACAAACACGAAGAAAAUUUGUGAUACUUGUUUCUAAAAAAGAAUGUUCGUGUUUUAGUUAGGUGCACUUCUCACGAUACGCCAUACUCGUCGGUAGUUGCUUGUUCACAAAUCAAAAUAUUUUGCAAACAAUGCUUGACUGAACGGUCAGUGGAUUGUGAUUUUAGUUCAAUUCUGUAGGGUUAAGUUUUCACAAUUAUUUUAAAGUAGCACUUGAUUUGCUGUUGACGAAUUACGAUUUUUAAACCGUUUUGUUGGUAAAGUGUUGCAAAUGUUCGUCCAUUUUAGAGUAGGAACUUUACAUAUUUGUUUCGUGUCAGCUCCUGUAUUAUUUAUUCGUUUAAGACGGCUUCACUAUAUUUAUAAAUUAUUUAAUAGGUUCUCUUUAUAUUUUUGUCAUCUUAAAAUAAAGGUUUAUUUUUUCUGU
This is a messenger RNA of Tribolium castaneum (red flour beetle), 3177 nucleotides long. It is a transcript of the gene Dmtn, whose product is annotated as Dementin. The record is from RefSeq and is a predicted model, not a curated record. NCBI's taxonomy places the organism in Eukaryota, Metazoa, Arthropoda, Insecta, Coleoptera, Tenebrionidae. The transcript is spliced from 10 exons. The coding region runs from base 1017 to 2648 and encodes 543 amino acids. Gene Ontology annotation, cellular component: endomembrane system.